Molecule: messenger RNA, 6741 nt
Organism: Homalodisca vitripennis (glassy-winged sharpshooter)
Lineage: Eukaryota; Metazoa; Arthropoda; Insecta; Hemiptera; Cicadellidae
Product: zinc finger and BTB domain-containing protein 16-like
Exons: 8
Coding region: 158-1522 (454 amino acids)
Biological process (GO): regulation of transcription by RNA polymerase II
Cellular component (GO): nucleus
Molecular function (GO): DNA-binding transcription factor activity, RNA polymerase II-specific; RNA polymerase II transcription regulatory region sequence-specific DNA binding
Source: RefSeq, a predicted model, not a curated record
UUCUAUUUCAGGCCGAGGGGCAGAGUUUGUGAUGAUUUGAGGCAUAUCGUGAGGAAAAUAAAUCAUAAUGAAGUAAAAGUGGGGAAGUGUCAAAAUUGAUAUGUUUUGAGUGAAAAUUUGUUUAUGUCACUAGUUUAGUAAUUUGUAUAACUUAGCAAUGUCAGAUAGUAAAAAGGAAAGCCAUUUGUGUGUUUUGUGUAAUAAUAAAUUGGAAUCUAAAGAAGCUUUGAAAGAACAUUUCAGGAAACAUGCAAACAAGGAAAUUGAUAGCAAAGGCCGGAAAUUGGUGGUUGGUCCGAAUGGAGAGUCAAUACUUGACGUAUCAAAGUUUAGAGGUCGAGCGUACGAGAAAGGGUCCGCAUCAAAGUUUGUGGAUGGGGUGAUCACAUGUGAUGUCUGUGGGGAGAAAUUCUUGUGCAAUACUACAGCCAUCCAGCACAAGUUCAGGAAACACCCGGCGAGCUCACUGAAGUACUAUUGUCCCCAAUGUGGCAUGCAGUUUCCAUUAAAGAUACACCGAGAUAAACACCUGGCUGAACACACUCCCACCAACUCACGCCUGACAGUCCCGUGCAACGAUUGUGGGGAGAAGUUCUACAACAGAAACGCUUUAGAAUACCAUUCCAAGUCCACCCAUCAAAGGAUCAUUGCCCUGUACCAGCCAGUGCUUACUCCGCCGCCCAGUAAGAAGAUCAGGGUCAAUAAUGCUGGAGAUCCCCAGAGUGUCUACUACUGCCACAUCUGCGGCUUUGAGUACAUCGUCAAGUUCAACUUGCAGAAACAUCUGGAGAGGCAGCACACCAAGGAGGAGAGAGACAAUGCACCCAUGGACCUAGUCAAGUGUACCACCUGCGAUGCACUGUUCUACAGUCAGAAGGCGUACCAGAAUCACAACAUGUACCAUAAGCCUGACGAUCUGUACGUUACCAGUGAACAGCAGAGGUUGCAAACUGUGACAAGAGUCGACCAAGAUUUUGACAUCCGGAGAGUGCAGCUUGGGGCAGAGAAGUAUCUGCCCACUUACCGGAGAAGGAAGAGGAUAAGCAUACCAGUGAAAACGGCAAAGAAAAAACCAGUUGAAGACAGCUCCGACGAAAUGUCCCCACCCUCAGCGAUGGAUACUUCAAGUGAUUCUGAUAGCGAGAAACCACUCAAUAAGCGUAUUAACACUGUUGGAGAAAACAGAUCUAGCAGUAAGGAAGAAAACAAAGCCAAGAAUAUAGAAGUAAAAGAAGAAAUCGAAAUCAAAGAAACAGAAACUAAAACAGAUUCAGAAGCUCAAACUAAGAAAGAAAAAGAAGUUCAAAUUAAAGAGGACUCGGACAUUAGAAUUAAAGAAGAGAUUGAUAUUAAAAUUGAGAUAAAUGAUGAAGAUAGUGUUAUAGAGGAUGAUGAAGUACAAAUUAUUGAGGAAAGCGUAGUAAACAUUAAAAAAGAAAAUGAUAUUAAAAAAGAGAAAAAAGUCAAAGCUAAAAUCGAAAAGAAAAGUAAGAAAACAAAAAAGCUGAAGAAAGCGAAAUAACCACUAUUCUGAUUGUUUUAAUGUAAUUAAUGUGGAUGCUAUCAUUUAAUGAUACACAAUUGUAUGUUUUAAUAUUAAUUUAUUGCUUUGCUACAUUCUGGUCAUUAUAUUAAGAAAAUGUAUACAGAUCUUCCCAGUGUGUUGGUCAAUGUGUUGGAUGAAUCCUCACUUCAGCGUGUUAUUUUAUAGAGUAGCCUCCAAAGUGCUGUUUCAAGACAAGAUUUCAAUUUGUAUUAAGUUUUUCUGAACUAUGGAUAAAUUUGACAUGAUGUGCCUAUUUAUGCGUAGGCAACAUUCAAGCGAUAAUAAAAAUAGUUUAUAUAAAUAAAUAAGACACGAAAUAAGCACCUAUGUUUGGACAAACAUGUAUAAAAAAGAAGUAAAAACAACACCAUAUUUAAUCGGUUGGUUUGCUAAACUAUGAGGUGGAACAGAAUUACCAAUACUGUACAUUAAUAAUGUGUAAGUGAUUGAGAUAAUGUAUUAUAUUUAAAUGAUAUUAUUUGUUUGAGUUGAGGAACAAUUUCCUGCUUGUUCAUUGUUUAGAUAUUCGAAAAGUAUAUUGUGAAAGUGCAACCUCUUAUAACUAAAAAAGUAUUCAUGUUAGAAGAGCUCAAAAACCUGUGGAUGCUUCUCAAUCUUUAAAAUGACUCAUCUCUAACAAUUAUUUAAUUAUUCCUAAGCAUCGCAUAAUUUUAUGACAGGUCAAUUGUAAUACAACUUAAAAGACUAAACUAUACUAAAAUAUAGACUAAAUAAUAAAUGAAACAAUUUUAAAAUAUGGUACAUUAAAAAACUAUAAAGUAUAUUAAGGGGGCUGGCUGUACAUUCAAUAAUUUUGUUUGUUGGGUUAAACAAUACAACAGAUCAAUAACUGAAAAUAUGUAAAAUACAAUAAAUAAACAACUAUAACUAUAAUUAAUAAAACAGCAACUGAAAUAUGUUGGUAUAUUGACCAAAUAUAUGACAUUUCAUACUGAUAUUCUAAAAAUUCUAUUAAAGAAUAGAAUGUAUUUUGUUCAAGCCACUGAUGUAUAUUUUUCUGAAUUUACUUGGGCCAGUGAUCUCAGAUAUGCAUAGAUAACUUGUACACUUUUGGCCCCACUUACAGUUUGAGGACUUUAGCGGUGCGCGUGACCUUGAGUGUGUAGGUGAUAGGCGGGAGGGGAUGCAGGGUACCGUUAUGCGCUGCAUCAUGAAACCAUUCCUCAUUGGUAAAACCCUUCUUUUAGAAAUCGUAUUGGCCCAAAUAACUCAUCACACUCGCUACAAUCAGUCUGUUUUGUGACAAUGCUGAGUGUGGUGGUAGCUUGUGCUUCGCUUUUACCGACAAUGUCUGUUGAGUUAAAGUCGAAAGUCAAAGGUAGAAUUAUUCAUAGUCAGGCUCAUGAAAUUGUGAGUAAUGUUUAUACAUUUAUAAAGGGAGAGGCAGACCAUCAAACUGUUAAACUUCCGUUGUCAAAGGCUCGCCAAAGCUGCUACAGCAACUGGAGUGUCAGAGUGAAUUGUGACUCAAAAAACAGUGAGCUUAAAAAAUUGAAGGUUAAUCAGUGUGAGGCAAGUUUUACUACGCCAAACAAAAACCGUCAACGACGUAGAACAGUUACUCAUUUAGAUGACUUCAAUAAAUGUUUAGUGAGAAGACUAGUAUACAAUUUUCAUAUUGAAGAUCAUCGAAUACCAACAGCAAAACUAUUAAGGGAGGCGCUAAGGGAAAAAUUAAAUUUCCAGGGUUUUGAGAAAAGUUUGAGGUGGAUAUUAAAGGACCUGGGAUUUACUUGGAGAAGGACAGCAAACAAUAGGAAAUUAUUAAUUGAAAAGCCAGAAAUUCGAGAGAAAAGGAUAACAUACUUGAAGGCGUUGAAAAAUUAAAGGGAGCAAGGAUGCCCAAUGAUUUAUUUAGAUAAAUCUUAUAUACUAUCGUCUCACUUAUCUAACCAAACUUGGUCGGAUGGCUCAAAUGAAGGUUUACACGUGCCGAUUUCCAAGGGUGAGUGAUAAUAAUGAUCUAUGUGGGUGGAGAGAAAGGACUGGUAGUCGAUAACACGCCCUACCACAACAUACAAAUUUCUUCAAAAAGUAGGAAGCUAGAUAUGAAGGUGUGGCUUUAAAAAAAGAUACAAUUCUGUGACGAUAUGUUUUUAUCUGAACUCAACAAACUUGUGCAGCUACAUAAACCAAGGCAUGUCAAAUCAAAUCAAAGAAUUCUUUAUUGUUAAUUUCUUCAAGAAAUAACAUGGCGUCAAUAAUGUCCAGUAUAUAUGCCUUAUAUAUGUCCAGUAAGUACGCCUUGACGAAACUGUUCAACUAGAGGGUCAUGACUUCUUACGACUUCCUUCCUACCACCCAGACCUCAAUCCCAUUGAAUUAAUUUGGGCUGAAGUCAAAAGUUAUGUGGCUAUGAGAAAUACAUCUUGUACUAUGUCUCAAGCUAAAGCUCUAUGUGAAGACAAGAUAUCAAGUAUGAGCGCAGAAGAGUGGUCAGUAAAGUGCAAGCACGUAGAGAAAAUCCAAAAAGGACUGUGCAGCCGUAGAACCCCAGAUUGACAAUAUUAUAGAAUCCCUUAUUAUAUCAGUUGGUUCGAAUACAGACAGCAGUGACAGUGACCCAAAAGAGGAGGACAAUUUGAGUGGGAUUGAAGAACUCCAAUGAAAAAACAAUAAUUUUAAGUCACAUUUGUUAUUAGAAAAUUAUAUUUAUUCUUGAAUUUUGUUAACUAAAUAUUAUUGAAGCGAUUGUAAACCAAAUAAUAAGAGAAUACCAAAUAAUAGCAAUAAUAGGACUUAUACUUGUUUUUCAGUUGUUAUUGUGUUGUUUAACGUGGUUUUGAAAAUAACUUAUUUGUCAAUACUAAUUGGCAAAUUGAAUCGUGAGUUUAAAAUGUCGUUAAAGAGAUGGUCAUGCCUUCAUCUCAGCGGCUAGCACGUAAACGCAACCCGCCACACAAAUAGCGUGUAUUUGUUGAAAGGGUAGUAUUUGGGCUACAUGUGCGCAGCUAAAUUCCUCGAACUGUACUGAGGCGUAACAACGUCGUCUAUGUCGUAUAGUUUUAUAACAUGUUUAUGUCUUGUGUUUUGUCUGUGUACUGUUACUGGGACUUUACUGGACAUGCUAUCUUCAAGAUAUAGUGGAUAUAAAGUGUUAACAUUUUUAGAUUAAUGAAACUGGUUUUGCAAUGGGCACAUGGAGUAUGCCUGCUAAAAUUCUCACAGCCUUUCUAUGCAUAUAUAUUAUGAAAAAAGAGGGUCCAAGAAUGGAACCCUGUGGUACACCAUAUUGUAGGUUACUCAAGUUUGGUCUUUUAACCCUUUGGACGCCAAUGUCCGGUUCAUCGGACCGUCGAAGUCUAGUCGAAAAUCGCUUUUCGAUCGAUCGGACCGCCGAGGUCCGGGCGAAAAGCGCCAACGUCCGAUUGAUCAGCCAUUCAAGAAAAACAUCUUUUAAAAGUUAUUUUUUAACUUGAAAAGUCUGUUUAAACUGUUUAGUAGGACUAUUUUAGAAGUAAAUAAGACUAUCUGUAAUUAAAUUUGUUCAGUUUAGUGUCCACCCACUGUGUUUCCCUAAACACACAUGUUAGAAGUGACGGGGACAAAUGUAUAUUAUUUGUAAAUAAUUAUUUUGUUGACAAAGAUUUUUCUUACUUUUUUGAAGAAAAUCUAUGAUAUAGACUUAUAGUAGUGAGAAGAUGCUCUCAUUUUAAUACUAUGUAAGUAUGUACAAACGUAUUUCUUACUGUAAAAUUAAUUCUAGUUAUAGUAAUUUUUUCUAAUAUCAACACUAAUUAAAAGUAUUUUUUGUGAAACUAUUUUUCAACUUUCAGUUCUGAAUUUUUUGUGAGUAGUCUUAUAUAUAAUAUCUGUAACGAAUAAAAAUAUCACCGAUAGGUAAAAAUAUUUUUUUUUCGUACCAAUAUUUUGGCCUGAAGUGAAAUUUUUAUGUAAACAAAUGUUUUGGUUAGGCAUUACCACAUCAUAAACAAUGUUGUUCCAUUCUAAAUGCUGUUUAUAAUAACACUAUUCGAUAGCGCAUAUAAUUUCCUACAAAUAAAAAAAUAAACAUUCAAUUAACAUAAAAACUAAGGAUAAUACAGAGCAAAGCGUAACAAGAACAUCAAAACAGGGCUGGUGGUUUUGGCUAGUACAGUUGGGUAGGGCGACAGCCUUGGGCGUUGGCGUCCAAAGGGUUAAGUGAACAAAAUUUUUACAAUUACUCUUUAUUUUCUGGAUUUAAAAAUAUGAGAUAAACCAACCUUAUUCUGUAUUCCCCCCCCCCCCAAUAAUUUAUCACUUUAUUCUAGGAUUUCAUGAUUGACACAGCAAAAGCCCUUAAAUAGGUUACCGAGAACAACAGCCCUCUGUGAAUAAUAAUGGUUUCACUUUAACAUGUUUGAAUUUUUCUGGAAAUAUGCCUUGUGCAAGUGAUUGAUUAAUCAAUUUAGAAAGAGGAUUCCCAACUAUGUGAAAGGCUCCUAUAUUUAUUACCCAAUAAUAUUAAGUGUUGGACAUUGCACCAGUUUCUUUAAUUUGAAUGGGCAUGUCUGAUUUUGAAAUGUUUAACCCUAGUUCAUUUUUAUUACUGCUCGAGUAGUUUUGGAUUUGUUUUCAGCUGUCAUUACAAAUUUAUCAUUGCAUUUUUAUUUUCCCAGAGGGACACCUUACUAAAAACAAUUUUUCAUACCGGUUGUAGUAAUUGAAAAAUUGGAUCCUUACUCCAAUUUAAUUCAAAAUGGAACUGCUUUUUGUGUUAGGCAGAAUUUUAAUGCCUUGAGUCACCCAGUGUUGUGGACUUGUAUUAUUGUUUGAAUUUGGUGUUACCAGUGGAGAAGCUUCAUUGUAUAUACUAAUAAAGUGUAUUAAAACAGGAGAUUUUUAGUUUUGCAGAAAUUUCCUGGAGCUAUAUUUUUACCCUGAAAAUAUGAUGAUCUCCAGUGAAACUCAGUGACAUGGUAACCAUAUAUGCAUUGCAAUCAAAUGUGACAUCAAAACAAAUGUAGUUUUGGUCAAUAUUAACCCAGGAGAUGAAACAGUGGAUAAGGAGAAUCACAUUUACUAUAAUGUAAACUGGUUGGCCUGGGAUACAGAAGGUUCAGUGAUCAUCAUCCAACACAUUCCACACUGGGCAAGGUCUGUAUUUAUAUAGUUGUUGUAAUUUUACAAUACAGUAUUUUGUUAGAUAAGCAUAUUUAUAAGAUGUGUUUGAAAUACACAAUUGAUUUAUA